Molecule: messenger RNA, 271 nt
Organism: Oppiella nova
Lineage: Eukaryota; Metazoa; Arthropoda; Arachnida; Sarcoptiformes; Oppiidae
Source: the annotation of a GenBank genome assembly
UCGGAGGAAUUUGUGUGUCAGGCUGGUGGGUGCCAGUGCUCACCCAAUAGUGAGCUAAUAGAGGAUUCAUAUGGAUGCAAACCCAACGGGUGUCGCAAUAGUUCCGACUGUUUGAAGUGUAGUUCCCGCAAAUGGUGUGCCAGAAAAACUGAUGGAUGCUACUGCUCGGACAGCCUAUAUGACCAGGAGUUAAAUGGAUCACAAUUGUCGGGAAUUGUGGUUCAAAAUGAUGUCACCCCUUCAAUUUGAAAUGAUUGCAAUCAAUCACCAC